Messenger RNA from Hydractinia symbiolongicarpus, 982 nucleotides. RefSeq names its product CD151 antigen-like. NCBI's taxonomy places the organism in Eukaryota, Metazoa, Cnidaria, Hydrozoa, Anthoathecata, Hydractiniidae. Gene Ontology annotation, cellular component: membrane. The record is from RefSeq and is a predicted model, not a curated record. The transcript is spliced from 7 exons. The coding region runs from base 98 to 838 and encodes 246 amino acids.
UUUUAAAGUUUUGAUCCGUGAGUCAUAUACCUAUAAGCUCUCAUAGUGCAUCUAUGUGUGUUGUUUGUCUCGUGAAGUAAGCUUAUACAUUUAUAAGAUGGCUGAAGAUUGGAUAAAACCUGUUCGCAUUUCCUUGGGAGUGGCAAAUAUCAUUUUCAUUUUAGUCGGAUCCACACUCAUUGGCCUUGGAGUAUGGAUCUUCCUAGAUGCUGAAGAUUAUUUUGACGUUUUCGAUAAAGGCAGCCCUUAUGGUGUUUCCAUUGUAUCCAUAGUUACAGGAUCUUUGGUGGUGAUGGCUUCAUUUUUUGGCUGUUGUGGCGCGUUUGUAAGAAGUCGACUUCUUUUGAUCAUAUACAUUGGGACCUUGUUGUUUAUCUUAAUGGCGCAAAUCAUUCUUAUCGUUCUGGCGUUACAGUUCAAAGACAAGGUUGAUGCAAAUGUUAGAGAAGAGUUGAUCCCAGCCGUGAUGAAUAAAUAUGGGUUACAAAACCAGAAUGAUGUCACAAUAGCCUUAGACAGCAUGCAAAGAAACCUUGAAUGUUGUGGAGCAAAUGGUCCUAACGAUUGGAGUGGAGCCACAGCUUGGAAAGCUUCUAACACAAACGUUCUUUUCCCGAAAAGUUGUUGUAAAGACGCUGGCGUAAAUAAUUGUAACACAAUCAUUGCCAACGCUUUCACAAAGGGUUGUAUAACGGAACUGAAAAGCUGGGCCGAAGAAAAGUUUUUAAUCUUCUCAUCGGUCUCCAUCGCAUUGCUUUUUUUUCAGAUCUUUGGAAUUCUGAUUGGUGUUGCCUUGCUGCGAAUGACACCAAGUAGUAACGAGGAUAAAAAGACCUGAAGCAAAUAACUACUAAAUUAAAACAGUAAUGUGACAAACAACAACGAACGCAUGAAUAAUUUUUUUGUUAAAAUUUUAUAUAAAGCACUUCUUUUUGUACCAGUUAGUUUUUUGUGGGGAACAAAGUAUAAUACAAUUUGAAUA